AUGAAUAUGAUGAAUAGCUCAGUGAUAACCGAGUUUGUGUUACUGGGUCUCAGCAGUAAUGAGAAACUUGAACUUUUCUUUUUUUUCAUAUUUCUGUUGGCCUACUCAGCAAUUAUGGCAGGAAACCUUCUCAUUGUGGUCACCGUAACCUUUGAUUCUCACCUGCACUCCACACCAAUGUACUUCCUCCUGGGAAAUCUCUCCUUUCUAGACAUGUCUAUUUCAACAAUAACAACCCCAAAGAUGAUCGCAGAUUUUCUCAGGAAGAAUAAAACUAUUUCUUUGUGGGGUUGUAUGGCUCAAAUGUUCUUCCUUCACUUCCUUGGAGGUACUGAAAUGACUCUUCUCAUAAUUAUGGCUGUUGAUCGGUAUGUUGCUAUUUGUAAACCUCUUCACUACACAACCAUCAUGAACCAGCGGGUACUAGUGGGUUCUGUUCUGCUCUCAUGGGCUGUUGGUUUUGUGCAUACCAUGAGUCAGAUGGUUUUUACCAUAACUUUACCCUUCUGUGGUCCCAAUGUAGUGGACAACAUUUUCUGUGACCUUCCUCUAGUUUUAAAGCUUGCCUGCACUGAAACCUAUGUUUUGGAGUUGCUGGUAAUUGCUGACAGUGGACUGUUGUCUUUUAUCUGCUUUGUACUCCUGCUCAUAUCCUACACUAUCAUUCUAAUAACUGUCCGAAAUCGAUCCUCUGGAGGGCUCUCCAAAGCUCUGUCCACAUUGUCUGCUCAUAUUACUGUGGUGACUCUGUUCUUUGGGCCAUGCAUCUUCAUUUAUGCUUGGCCAUUCAGCGGUUUUUCAGUGGACAAAUUUCUUUCUGUGUUUUAUUCAGUUAUUACCCCCCUACUGAACCCCAUUAUUUAUACUCUUAGGAAUCAAGAAAUGAAAGCAGCAAUGAGCAGAUUGAGAACCCAACAUGUCACUUCGAGACAUAUGCUUUAG
Messenger RNA from Sorex fumeus (smoky shrew), 942 nucleotides. RefSeq names its product olfactory receptor 4K13-like. Bases 1 to 942 code for a protein of 313 amino acids. Gene Ontology annotation, cellular component: membrane. Gene Ontology annotation, molecular function: olfactory receptor activity; G protein-coupled receptor activity. NCBI's taxonomy places the organism in Eukaryota, Metazoa, Chordata, Mammalia, Eulipotyphla, Soricidae. Gene Ontology annotation, biological process: G protein-coupled receptor signaling pathway. The record is from RefSeq and is a predicted model, not a curated record. The transcript has a single exon.